CUUCAAGUACCUUGGAGUCCUUGUUCUUUUACACAUUAAUCUUUCUAUCACUGACCUUCUUAUCUCAAUUGUUCUUUAGGGCUGCAGGGUUCUGGUUGAUGCACGGGACAAACUGGGGAUCCCUUGGCAGUACACCGAAAAUGAGAAGCAUGGAAUGUUUUUGAUGGCUUUUGAAAACAAAGCUGGAAUGCCCGUGGAGCCUGCCACCUUCCAGCUGUAUGUACCUGCACUGGGUGCACUGUGGAGGGAUUCGGGAAUCAAGGAAGCCUUCAGCCGUCGGAGCGAGUAUCAGCUGGGUGAAUCGGUGAAAUACUUCCUGGAUAACCUGGAUCGGAUCGGUCAACUGAAUUAUUUUCCCAGCAAACAAGAUAUUUUGCUGGCUAGAAAAGCCACCAAGGGGAUAGUAGAGCAUGAUUUCAUCAUUAAAAAAAUACCCUUCAAGAUGGUGGAUGUAGGUGGACAGAGAUCUCAGCGUCAAAAGUGGUUCCAGUGCUUUGAUGGAAUAACUUCAAUUUUGUUUAUGGUCUCCUCCAGUGAAUACGAUCAGGUUCUCAUGGAAGACAGGCGCACAAAUAGACUUGUGGAGUCCAUGAAUAUCUUUGAGACAAUAGUCAAUAACAAGCUUUUCUUUAAUGUUUCUAUUAUCCUAUUCCUCAACAAGAUGGAUCUUCUUGUAGAGAAGGUAAAGACUGUCAGCAUUAAGAAGUAUUUCUCGGACUUCAAAGGCGACCCUCACAGGCUAGAUGAUGUUCAACGUUACCUGGUGCAGUGCUUUGACAGAAAGAGGAGAAACCGUAGUAAGCCCCUCUUUUUCACCACUGCCAUAGACACUGAAAACAUCCGCUUUGUGUUUCAUGCCGUGAAGGACACGAUCCUUCAGGAGAAUCUGAAGGAUAUUAUGUUGCAGUGA
Leptosomus discolor (cuckoo roller) is the source of this 910-nucleotide messenger RNA. The record is from RefSeq and is a predicted model, not a curated record. NCBI's taxonomy places the organism in Eukaryota, Metazoa, Chordata, Aves, Leptosomiformes, Leptosomidae.